GCACGCAUGUCCCGGUUAUGUGGGCUCCCCUGGAUUUCUCUGUAGUAGGAUCCAGCCUUUUCAUUUCGGUGUCCCUUACCUUUGCAGCUGUUGUCUUCUAUUUUACCUUCUACUCCUUCUCUGAAGAAAAAGACAAUCGACCAGCUCAAAGAAUGUUGCAGAACCCGGUAAAACAUGAGCAUGCUGAUACUAUGGGAGCUGGCAAAGCCAUUGCCGUGUUGACAUCUGGAGGAGAUGCCCAGGGCAUGAAUGCUGCUGUCCGGGCUGUGGUCCGUGUGGGGAUAUACACUGGUGCCAAAGUGUUCUUUGUUCAUGAGGGCUACCAAGGACUCGUGGAUGGUGGGGACAACAUUAGGGAAGCCACAUGGGAGAGCGUGUCCAUGAUGCUGCAGCUGGGUGGCACGGUGAUUGGAAGUGCCAGGUGCCAAGACUUCCGCACACAUGAAGGGCGCCUGAAAGCUGCUCGCAACUUGGUAAAGAGAGGAAUAACAAACCUGUGUGUGAUUGGCGGCGAUGGGAGCUUGACCGGAGCAGACACUUUCCGUGCAGAAUGGAGCACCCUGCUACAGGAGCUGGUUAAAGCAGGUGGCAUUACAGUAGAGGAGGCCAAGAAGUCAAGCUACCUGAACAUUGUUGGCAUGGUUGGCUCCAUCGAUAAUGACUUUUGUGGCACUGACAUGACCAUUGGCACAGACUCCGCUCUCCACAGGAUAAUGGAAAUAGUGGAUGCUAUCACUACCACUGCCCAAAGUCACCAGAGGACGUUUGUGCUGGAGGUGAUGGGUCGCCAUUGUGGUUAUCUGGCUCUUGUAACAGCCUUGGCAAGUGGCGCAGACUGGGUUUUCAUUCCGGAAUCUCCCCCCGAAGAUGACUGGGAAGAACAUUUGUGCAGGAGGCUAACUGAGACAAGAACCCGAGGCUCAAGGCUGAACAUCAUUAUCGUAGCUGAAGGAGCGAUCGACAAGCACGGCAAGCCUAUCACUUCAGAAGACAUCAAAACGCUGGUCGUGAAACGCCUGGGCUAUGACACAAGAGUCACCAUCCUGGGUCACGUGCAACGUGGUGGAACCCCGUCUGCCUUUGAUCGUAUCCUGGGAAGCAGGAUGGGUGUGGAAGCAGUCAUGGCAUUACUGGAGGGAACCCCCGAUACUCCAGCGUGCGUCGUCAGCCUUUCGGGUAACCAAGCCAUCCGGCUUCCCCUCAUGGAGUGUGUCCAAGUAACAAAAGAUGUCACAACAGCAAUGAAUGAAGGGCGGUUUGAUGAUGCUCUUAAACUCAGAGGGAGGAGUUUCCAGAAUAACUGGAAUGUUUACAAGAUUUUAGCCCACGUGCGUCCGCCUUCGGCCAAGAGUGGCUACAACUUGGCAGUAAUGAAUGUUGGUGCCCCAGCAGCUGGUAUGAACGCUGCAGUGAGAUCUACGGUCAGGAUUGGGCUAAUUCACGGCCACAGGAUGCUCGCUGUUCACGAUGGAUUUGAAGGCCUGGCUGAACGAAAAGUUGAAGAGAUUGCAUGGGGAGGAGUUGGUGGCUGGACUGGAAAAGGUGGCUCGAGCCUAGGAACCAAAAGGACUCUGCCUAAGAAAUACUUUGAACAAAUCAGUAGUACCAUUGCUGACUUCGGCAUUCAUGGCUUGAUCGUCAUUGGAGGCUUUGAGGCUUUCACUGGCAGCCUAGAGCUGAUCGAAGGCCGGGCAAAGUUCGAGGAGCUCUGCAUCCCCAUCUGUGUUAUCCCAGCCACCGUCUCCAACAACGUUCCCGGCUCCGAUUUCAGCAUUGGUGCCGACACCGCUCUCAACACCAUCACGGCGACAUGCGAUCGUAUCAAGCAAUCUGCAGCUGGCACGAAGAGGCGGGUGUUUAUCAUUGAGACGAUGGGAGGUUACUGCGGCUACCUGGCUACCUUGGCAGGCAUGGCUGCCGGAGCUGAUGCAGCGUAUAUUUAUGAAGACCCUUUCACCAUCCACGACUUGGAGGCUAAUGUGGAGCAUCUGACCGAGAAAAUGAAGACCACAGUGAAGAGAGGUCUAGUACUGAGAAAUGAGAAAUGCAAUGAGAACUAUACUACUGAUUUCAUCUACAACUUAUACUCCGAGGAGGGAAAAGGCAUUUUUGACACAAGAAAGAACGUGUUAGGCCACAUGCAGCAGGGUGGGUCACCAACUCCAUUUGACAGGAACUUUGGAACGAAGAUGGGUGCCAAAGCAGUGGCGUGGAUGUCUGGCAAGAUCAAAGAAUGUUCCAGGCAUGGCCGUAUCUUUGCCAACACCGCCGAUUCUGCUUGCCUCUUGGGGAUGCGCAGGCGGGCUCUCUUGUUCCAGCCUCUCUCUGAACUCAAAGAACAAACAGAUUUUGAACACCGUAUCCCUAAAGAGCAGUGGUGGCUGAAGCUGCGGCCUAUCUUGAAGAUUCUUGCAAAGUACAAGAUUGAGCUGGAUACUUCAGAGACAGCCCACUUAGAGCACAUCACACGCAAGAGGGUAUCUGGUGAAGGUUCAAUCUGAACACCUGGGAAAGCAGCCAUGACUCCCCCUCUUUCUCUUGCAACAUAGAUGCUUCAGGAAGGGAGAUCCUAAAUAAAUCCUGAAUUUUCAGUUCCUCCAGUUCAUUUCAGCAUGUGGCUGUCCACCUGGUGUUUGUGUAAUACUUGGGAGCUUUAGAUCUGUCAUGCCCUGACCUAGAUCUGCCAGGCCCUGGUCAGGUUAGCUAGCCCGAUCUCAUCAGAUCUCAUAAGCUAAGUAGGAUUGGUCCUGGUUAGUAUUUGGAUGGGAGACCUUCAAGGAAUACCAGGAUCAUGAUGUGUAGUCAGGCAACGGCUAACCAACUCCAAACAUCUCUUGCCUUGAAAACCCUAUGUAGUCAACGGAAGUCAGCCGCAAUGUGACAGUACAAAAAGAGAUAAUUACAACAGACUGAUUGUAAAAAUGAAGAGAAAUGCUGUGUUUGUGGGUUAAGAUAUAUUCUCGUCCUUUCUGUAGGAAGAGCAGCUGAGAUAGGGUUUCUGCUGAUCUUUUUCUUCUAGGUAGCAGUCAAGCAACACACUUCAUGUAGCAUGAUCAGUGCCAUAGGAUUAGGAUAUUCAGUGGUCAUCUGUUUAAGGAAUACUGAAUUUAAGCUGGUCAGAAUUUCACUGCGUCUUGUUUUUACCUGUAAGGCACUCUCAAUCUGAACAUAAAACUGAAACCGCUUCAAAACUUUCCCAGGGAUUCAUUUACACCUGUGUCACCUUAGCUGGAAGUCCAGAGUCUCUAAAAUAAAAUGGAGCUGUUUUGACUAGAGGCUGUAA
This is a messenger RNA of Sphaerodactylus townsendi, 3283 nucleotides long. RefSeq names its product ATP-dependent 6-phosphofructokinase, muscle type. Gene Ontology annotation, molecular function: 6-phosphofructokinase activity; AMP binding; identical protein binding. Gene Ontology annotation, biological process: canonical glycolysis; fructose 1,6-bisphosphate metabolic process; fructose 6-phosphate metabolic process. Gene Ontology annotation, cellular component: membrane; 6-phosphofructokinase complex; cytoplasm. NCBI's taxonomy places the organism in Eukaryota, Metazoa, Chordata, Lepidosauria, Squamata, Sphaerodactylidae. The record is from RefSeq and is a predicted model, not a curated record. The coding region runs from base 18 to 2501 and encodes 827 amino acids. The transcript is spliced from 23 exons.